This is a messenger RNA of Papilio xuthus (Asian swallowtail), 2769 nucleotides long. RefSeq names its product hedgehog signaling protein (gene hh). The transcript is spliced from 6 exons. Gene Ontology annotation, molecular function: calcium ion binding; patched binding. The record is from RefSeq and is a predicted model, not a curated record. Gene Ontology annotation, biological process: intein-mediated protein splicing; cell fate specification; protein autoprocessing. NCBI's taxonomy places the organism in Eukaryota, Metazoa, Arthropoda, Insecta, Lepidoptera, Papilionidae. Bases 1 to 1356 code for a protein of 451 amino acids.
AUGCAUACAUACUUUGAACAACCGAAUAAAGGAAGCAGACCGAGCUUGACGCGCGGCAGUACGCGACGUCAACAAUAUUGUCAAAGAAGGGAUGCAGGCCGGGCCGGUGGUGGCCGGGCGGCCGCGCCGGACUCUCGGGCUCAGUGUCGCUCUGAUCGCGGCGCGCGUUGGUCGUGCGUCGAGCGCGCGUGGAGUGAUGUCUGCGAGAUGAGGCUGUCGCUGGUGCUACUGUGGCUGGGCGCGGCGGCGGCGUGCGGGCCGGGCCGCGGCUUCACCCGCCGCCACGGGCCGCGCCGCAUCACGCCCCUUGUCUUCAACCAGCACGACCCCAACAUCGGCGAGAACUCCAAGUCCGCCAGCGGGCCCCCCGAGGGCCGCAUCACCAGGGACGACGAGAAGUUCAGAGACUUGGUGCCUAACUACAACCCUGACAUCGACUUCAGGGAUGACGAGGGCACGGGCGCCGACCGUCUCAUGACACAACGUUGCAAGGAGAAGUUGAACACGCUGGCUAUUAGUGUGAUGAACCAGUGGCCGGGCGUACGGCUGCGGGUGAUCGAGGGCUGGGAUGAAGAGAACUCGCAUCAGGAGCACUCGCUGCACUACGAGGGUCGCGCCGUCGACCUCACCACCAGUGACCGUGACAGCAGCAAGUACGGCAUGCUGGCGCGACUCGCUGUCGAGGCCGGUUUCGACUGGGUCUACUAUGAGAGCCGCUCCUAUAUACACUGUUCUGUAAAAACAGAGUCAUCAGUGGGAACAGGCGCUGGGUGCUUUCCCUCAGGCGCGGUGGUGUACACGGAGAGCGGGCCACGAGACAUCGACUCUCUGAGGAAAGGAGACCGCGUGCUUGCCGCCGCAGAUGACGGCAAGAUGAUAUAUUCAGAGGUGUUGACGUUCAUGGAUCGAGAUCCAAACGCAACGAGGCAGUUCAUGGAAAUAAUUGCGGAGAAUGGUGGGACCAUCACAACAACGCCGUCGCAUCUGUUGCUGUUAGCCGCCGCAGACGGCUGGCGAGAGUCAUUCGCUGUAAACAUCAAGCUGGGCGACGUUCUGCUGACGAGAGGAACUGGGAGCGUGAUGCGGCCGUCAAAGGUCGUUCAUACGAGAAUGGUGAAGAGACGUGGAGUGUUCGCGCCUCUCACUAAAGCCGGGACUAUCAUAGUUGACGAUGCUUUGGCGUCGUGUUAUGCGCUCGUCCGCAGUCAUUCGCUCGCACACGCUGCGAUGGCGCCUCUGCGAUGGAUGGCAAGUUGGAGCAAAACCGAAGAGAUGCCGCGCGGCGUACACUGGUACGCCAACGCUUUGUACUCCUUCGGCGAUUACGUCUUACCUUCGAAGUAUAAAUAUCUUUAGUGACGUGGAAGUUCGGCGACCGUUCAAAAACAAUAUAUCGCGCGCGGGACGUGCCUUUGACGGAUUAUGUAAAUAGUAUCCAAGUGUAAAUACGACGCGAACUGAAUGUGUAAAUAGGCUCUCAAUAAUGCAAUUAUUAGUCUACUGCAUAGGACGCCUCGACUAUGUUUAUCGUAUUAACCCAUUGAAAUUGUAUUUAUGACGUAGAAUAAGAGACAUAUUUUUGCGGAUCGGAGUUGACGUUCGAAUAUUUGUAAAUUGUGUCGGUGUUGUUAUUCUGCACAAUGCAGAAAUACUUAAUGUAUGCGCUUAUGUUUUGUUUAUAAGUAUAGUUGUAUGAUAGUAUUUAAUAUUGUUUAUCUCACUUAAGUGGCUCUAAUUAACUUUUAUUUCUAUCUUGACACUAAAGUUUACUCGUGUUCGUGUUCUACGAUUGUAACUAGACAUUCCAUGCCUCUAAUCUUUUAUGUACUAACAUUCUACAUGUGUAAAAUAUAAUGAAAUUGUGAUCUUGGUACCUAAUACAGUGCCUUAAGAUUUUAUUUAUUGUUAUUGUAGGCUAGUUUUCUAUUUAAAAAGUGACGAUGGAAAGAUUGCUUCGAUGUAACAUAUAUUUAACUUAUUCUGCUUUAUUUUCUACUACCUAUUUUUGAUCACAUUUUUAUUUAUUACUUCUUUGCUAUUACUAUAAGAUUUUCAUUUAUUUAUUCGUAUCUACUUAGUUCGAAAUGCAUUCGAAGAAAUUUUCGUUAUCUUGAAAUUACGAAUACUUUCAAAGAGUAUUUCGUUUCGAAAUUGUAAAUUAAAAAUAUAUUACGUGUAAAUGUAUUUUUGUAAGUGACAUAAGUGCCAAUAAUUAUAAGGUGUAACAAUUUAUUGAAAGAAUAGCAUAAACUAUACAUAAUAUUCUAGAUAAUUAACCAGUUUUACAUAGUUUUUAUUUCGUCUGAUCAUGUUCAAACUAAUAGAUGUUUUGUAAAGUAUUAACAGAAUACUGUAUUACCUUGCCCGUAAUUUGUGGCCAUAAUUAUUGAAAAAAAACUUAACAGACAUAUAUUUUCUCCGCAUAAAAUAUUAAGGCACCCAAUGAUCGUCGAAAUGAUCGUGAACUGAAGAUAGGGUUCCUAUAAUAUGAAUUUAAUACAAAACUGUUGGUUUAAUUGAACAGUAUUGUGUAGAAAAAUAUUUAUUUUAAGAAUAAUAUCUAUUGUGUCGUCAAAUAUGACUUAAACUACAGAACAUUUGCCUGUUAUAUUCGUAAGCUUGAAAUUAACAUUUUUGUAACUUAUUGUAAUAGAAAAAUAUUAGUUAUAUACCUAUUAACAGUUUAAAUUCCGUCUACAAAAAGUUUAUAUUACUAUUCAUGUUUACUAUACAUAUACAUAAGGGAUCUAUGUAUUUAUAUGCGGUAUG